UAUUGAUACAACAUAUUUUCUAUGGAUCAACUGCUAAAGCUCCGGCCGGUCGGUCGCCUCGAGCGAUGCUCCACUGCUCGCCAUCAUCUAAAGUUCUACCACAACGUAGCAGUAGCAGCCACUUACACACUUCCCAGAACAUUUACCCUCCCAAUCAAAGCCUAUGUCUUCAAGGCCUGCGAAAUACUCAUUGGGCAGCACCCAAUUCUCACAGCUGUUCCCAUCGGCGAGGAGACGAAGGAACCCUACUUCGUGCGUCUUCCGAAUAUCGACCUGAGCCAAUCAGUUUCCUUCCAGGAACGUAAGCACGGCUUCCCAGGUGCAGAUGACCAGGACGAAGAGCUAGACGCGCUGCUGAACAUCGAGCACAACAUCGGCUUUGAGCUCCCGCUGCCGUUCUGGAGACUCGUCGUUUUAACCGAUGAUGCCGAUGAUAUCGAAAGUCGGCUUACUGUCGUCUUCGUAUUCCACCAUGCUAUCUCCGACGGCACAUCAGGGAAGGUCUUCCACAAGUCAUUUCUCCAGGCUUUGCAAUCCCUGUCAUCAUUGACCGCCGACGACGUCAAGGAGGUGGUUCCCUCUCCUAACUCACCACUUCUUCCACCCGGGGAGGCCAUCCACCCCCAGCCAGUGUCCAUCUCGUACCUGGCGACUCAAUGGUUUAAAGCCAAGGUCUACGACCCCCGGGACCCGGGUUUAUGGACCGGCUCGGAGAUCAAAGUCCCGUUGGAGACUAAGGCGAAGCACUUCGUCCUCCCGCAGCACAUCUCCUCAACGCUCAGAGAACGCAGUCGUGAGCACAAGUCCACUAUCACAACCGCUCUGCAAGUCCUCAUCGCUCGCGCUCUCUUCACCCACCUCCCCGAAACUUUCACAAAGGUCGCGUGUACCAGCGCGAUCUCUACCCGUCGCUUCCUCCCACCCCCCAUCACGGACGAUACAAUGGGCGUCUGGGUACAAGAGUACAUCGAAGGCUUCGCCCGAAACGACCUCAGUGACACCGCCUCCUUCCCCUGGUCAGAGGCCGUCCGGUCCCGGGCCACACUCGCAAAAGAACUUGGAAAGGAAGGCAGAGACGCUUCUGUCAACCUUCUUAGGUACGUAGAUGACUACCAUAAGGACCUUUAUCUGUCGAAGGUAGGUCAUCACCGAGGGACUACCUUCGAGGUGUCGAAUAUCGGGGCUUUCCCUGCGGGUAAGGCUGCAGAGGGGAUGGCACGGAUCGGACGUGUUGUUUUCUCCCAGAGCGCGUCGGUUACGGGGAAUGCGUUCGAGGUCUCGGUUGCUUCUGGGGGUGAUGGGUGUUUGGUGUUGACGUUUACGUGGCAGGUGGGUGUUGUGGAGGACUUGUUUAUUUUGAAUGUGAUGGAGUCGGUUCGGCAGGAGAUGUAUGACCUUUGCGUGUGAUUGGUUGUUGGGUUGCUUUUCUUUGCUCUCUUGCUGUAUGUUUGGUUUGCAUGGUUGUGGUUCUAGAGUAUAGACUUUAUAUAAUAAUAAUAGAGCAAUAGAUGUAUUUUGCAGCCUGGAUUGACAUGUUUUUGUUCAAAGCGAAUUCUGCGCUGGAUCUUUAAGCUGCUGUCUCG
Messenger RNA from Aspergillus alliaceus, 1583 nucleotides. RefSeq lists its product as uncharacterized. Gene Ontology annotation, molecular function: N-acetyltransferase activity. NCBI's taxonomy places the organism in Eukaryota, Fungi, Ascomycota, Eurotiomycetes, Eurotiales, Aspergillaceae. The transcript has 2 exons. The coding region runs from base 22 to 1407 and encodes 461 amino acids. The record is from RefSeq and is a predicted model, not a curated record.